UUCUGUCUUUGCUUUUAAGUGAUGCCCAAUCAAACAUCAGUCACUGAAUUUCUUCUCCUCGGAGUGACAGACAUCCAAGAACUGCAGCCUUUGCUCUUCGUGCUUUUCCUCGCAAUUUACUUGGUCAUCGUGGCUGGGAACGGAGCCAUCCUGAUGGUUGUCAUCUCUGAGCCAAGACUCCAUUCUCCUAUGUAUUUCUUCCUGGGAAACCUGUCCUGUCUAGAUAUCUGCUACUCCACAGUGACACUGCCAAAGAUGCUGGGGAACUUCCUCUCCUCACACAAAGCAGUUUCUUUCUGGGGAUGCAUAAGCCAGCUUCACUUCUUCCACUUCCUGGGCAGCACAGAGGCCCUGUUGUUGGCCGUGAUGGCUUUUGACCGCUUCGUGGCUAUCUGCAAACCACUUCGUUACACUCUUAUCAUGAAUCCUCAGGCCUGUGCUCAAAUGGCUGUCACUGUCUGGAUCAUUGGUUUUCUCUAUGCCCUUCUGCACUCCAUAAUGACCUCUCACUUAAACUUCUGUGGAUCCAACUACAUCCAUCACUUCUUCUGUGAUAUUAAGCCAUUACUGAAGCUAGCCUGUGGGAACAUUGAGCUUAACCAGUGGCUGCUCAGCAUUGUCACGGGGACUAUUGCCAUGGGUCCAUUCUUUCUAACACUUCUCUCCUAUGUCUACAUUAUCAUCCAUCUUUCCUUCAAGACCCAUUCUUGCAGCACGCUUCAUAAAGCACUGUCCACUUGUGCCUCCCACUUCAUGGUAGUUGUUCUUUUCUUUGCUCCCGUUGUUUUCACGUAUAUUCGUCCUACCUCAGGUAGCUCCAUGGACCAGGACAGGAUCAUUGCCAUUAUGUACAGUGUGGUCACUCCUGUAUUAAAUCCACUCAUCUAUGCUUUGAGGAACAAGCAAGUAAAAGGAGCCUUAAGGAGGGUGAUCAGAAGGAGGCUCUGA
Molecule: messenger RNA, 948 nt
Organism: Phacochoerus africanus (Common warthog)
Lineage: Eukaryota; Metazoa; Chordata; Mammalia; Artiodactyla; Suidae
Product: olfactory receptor 12D2-like
Exons: 1
Coding region: 22-948 (308 amino acids)
Biological process (GO): G protein-coupled receptor signaling pathway
Cellular component (GO): membrane
Molecular function (GO): olfactory receptor activity; G protein-coupled receptor activity
Source: RefSeq, a predicted model, not a curated record